AUUGGAUAUGUAAUAGAUUUCUCCAGAAGUUGAGCAAUACCUACAAGAAGCAGUCAAACCACUCCUUGAGAGAAUCGAGGAAUUAAAAUAAAAGGAUUAGUAGAAUGAAGAUCAGAUCAAAUUUCUGACAGGAGAAAUCAGCCAACUCAAAGCCUUGGUUUCAACUCUCAAGCCAGCCGAGGAGAAAAGUAUUGUGAUUUAAAUUAUCAUUAGAAUAAGUUAAGUAAUAAUAGAAGUAAGAAAUCAAUGGUAAUAAUAAUGGUAAAAAUGAUUAUAUCUGGAAAAUUAGAUCAUAAAAAGCCUGAUCGCCCUUAAACUGCAGUUUAACCAAAAAAUGAUUAAAACAAAUAAAAGGAACCAAAGUCGUAAACUGGAAACAAGAAUUUAAGCCAAAGUGCAUUAGUGGAUAAUACAACUAAGAAUGAAGCGGAAAACAGUAAAUUGAUUAUUCAAAAUUAGCUGCUCCAAAAUCCCAAAGAUAAUCUGAAGAAAAACAACCUAAAAUUGCAAAAUAACAAUAGUAGUAGCCACCUUAACCUAAACCAAAACCAGCUAAGCAGCCAGAAUAAAAGGACUAACAAGAAACAAAAACUUCAAAUUAAGGUAUGAUUUUUAACAUUAAAUUUAGAUUAACCAUAAAAAUAAGCAAAUCCUUAGAAAGAUGAAAAGUAAGCAGAUAAAAUUAAACAAAAUAAAUAACCUCAACCUUCUUAACCUCCAUAAACAGACAAACAAAAAGAGCAACCUAAAAAGAAUGAAAAACCUUAAGAUUAGAAAUAAAACGGAGUUCAAAAAAAUACUAAUUCCAAAUAACCUGAAAAAAAAGUGGACAAUAAACAAGAUGAUAAAAAAAUAGUUAAAAAAGGUUCCAAGCCUGUUAAUUAAUCUGGUAAUCACCAUUAAACUGAUGAACAAUAAUAAUAAUAGAAAGCGUAAGUAUCUUAAGACUAACCUUCUGCAGACAAAUAAACCAUAGAAAACCAUUCUGAAUAGAAUGAAUAGUAAUCAGAAAAUCACUAAGAAAUAGUUAAUAAUCAAUUAGAACCUGCUUAGCAUUUAGUAGGAGAAGCUGCUUAGAAUUAAGCAGAAGAAGCUAUUUAGCAUUAAGCAGAAGAGGCUGUUUAGAAUUCAUUCGAAUAAAAUCAAUUUUAGAAUGAUGGCAAUUAAGAAAAAUAAGAGGAUGAAAAUUUAUUAACUGAUAAUCACUAAGAUGAUAAUAAUUAAAAAAGUGAACAAGUAUAGUAGAGUCAAUAAGAGGAUAUGUUUUGAGUUUAUUAAAUAUCAUCAUA
Paramecium octaurelia is the source of this 1289-nucleotide messenger RNA. Lineage: Eukaryota; Ciliophora; Oligohymenophorea; Peniculida; Parameciidae. The record is from the annotation of a GenBank genome assembly.